AUGCUGUGGCUCUGGGAUCACCAUUGGCCGGAAUUGAUUCACCCAUUCGCAUCAGCGAUUGAUACGGAACUGCCCGUGCCAGAGGAGAUGGUGUGUAUACUUGCGGACUCGAAGCCGGAGUGGGUGCGCUGGCCAGAGGGGAAGAAGAGUGUGCAUCAGCAUUAUGGCGAGGACAGUUUGGAGGGGUAUCAUAAGAAGAAGGGUUUGUGGGUGGAUUGA
Paracoccidioides brasiliensis Pb18 is the source of this 219-nucleotide messenger RNA. RefSeq lists its product as uncharacterized. The transcript has a single exon. Bases 1 to 219 code for a protein of 72 amino acids. The record is from RefSeq and is a predicted model, not a curated record.